Alligator mississippiensis (American alligator) is the source of this 8145-nucleotide messenger RNA. RefSeq names its product BMP2 inducible kinase (gene BMP2K). Bases 184 to 3564 code for a protein of 1126 amino acids. NCBI's taxonomy places the organism in Eukaryota, Metazoa, Chordata, Crocodylia, Alligatoridae. Gene Ontology annotation, biological process: protein phosphorylation. Gene Ontology annotation, molecular function: ATP binding; protein kinase activity. The transcript is spliced from 16 exons. The record is from RefSeq and is a predicted model, not a curated record.
GCCCGCGAGCGGGGAGCGGCGAUCGAGCCGUCUCCUUUCGGGCCGGGGCCGCGCGCGGCGCUUCCCCGCAGCCGGGGCUGGCCUGGGCUGGGCCGAGCAAGGCGGGCGCCCGCGGGCGGCAUGUGAGGCCAGCAGGCGCCGCGCAGCUCCCGCAGCGGCCCCGGCAGCCGCCGCCCGGGCACCAUGAAGAAGUUUUCUCGCAUGCCCAAGUCUGAGGGGAGCGGCGGCGGUGGAGGGGGGAGCGCGGCGGUCGUCGGCGCGGGCGCGGGCGGAGGUGGAGGCGUGGGCGGCGGCGGCUCGGCCGUGGGCAAGGUGGUCAGCGUGGGGCGCUGCCAGGUCACCCUGGAGGAGCUGCUGGCGGAAGGUGGCUUUUCCACAGUGUUCUUAGCGAGGACCCAUGGUGGAAUGCGUUGCGCAUUGAAACGAAUGUUUGUUAAUAAUGUGCCUGAUCUCAACAUCUGCAGAAGAGAAAUUACAAUUAUGAAAGAGCUAUCUGGACACAAGAAUAUUGUUGGCUAUUUGGAUUGUGCAAUUAAUCCUGUCAGUGAUAAUGUAUGGGAGGUGCUGAUUUUAAUGGAGUAUUGUCGAGCGGGUCAGGUUGUGAAUCAGAUGAAUCAGCGUCUGCAGACGGGGUUUACGGAGUCAGAAGUGCUGAGGAUAUUUUGUGACACUUGUGAAGCUGUUGCCAGACUGCAUCAGUGUAAAACCCCCAUAGUUCACCGGGACCUCAAGGUAGAGAAUAUCUUAUUAAAUGACAAUGGAAACUAUGUCCUUUGUGACUUUGGCAGUGCCACUAACAAAUUCCUUAAUCCCCAAAAAGAUGGUGUUAAUGUAGUUGAAGAAGAGAUUAAAAAGUAUACAACCCUGUCAUACAGAGCUCCUGAAAUGAUUAAUCUUUAUGGAGGAAAACCAAUUACUACCAAGGCAGAUAUCUGGGCACUUGGCUGCUUGCUGUAUAAACUUUGUUUCUUCACGGUUCCUUUUGGAGAGAGUCAGGUUGCUAUUUGUGAUGGAAGUUUUACCAUUCCAGACAAUUCUCGGUAUACCCAUCAUGUCCAUUGUUUGAUAAGGUACAUGCUGGAACCUGAUCAAGAACGGAGACCUGAUAUCUUUCAAGUAUCUUAUUUUGCCUUUAAACUUGCCAAAAAGGAUUGUCCAUUGUCCAAUAUUAAUAAUUCUUCUGUCCCUUCAACUCUUCCUGAACCCAUGACAGCUAGUGAGGCAGCUGCUAGGAAAAGCCAAAUAAAAGCCAGAAUAACAGAUGCCGUUGGACCAACAGAAACCUCAAUUGCACCACGACAAAGACCAAAGGCUAAUUCGAGCACUGCCACUUCUAGCGUGCUGACGAUCCAGAGUUCGGCCACACCAGUGAAGGUACCGGCUGCUGGUGAACUUGGUAACCGUAUGCAAAAAGGAACCAUGCAACCUGGAAAUGGACAAGAUAUCUUGUUGUCCCAAGGGACCAAUCAGCACCCUUCUCAACAAAAUAGAGUAUUGCAGCAAUUGCAGCAGGGGGAUUGGAGAUUACAGCAACUGCACCAUUUACAGCACCAGCAGCAACAGCAGCAACUACUUCAAGAUGCUUACAUGCAACAGUAUCAAGCAAUGCACCAGCAGAUGGUCCAGCAGCAGCUCUUGAUGCAAUCUGUGUACCAGCAGCAGCCUUCCCAGUCCCAUUAUCCUGCCAUGGUGCAGCAGUACCAACAAGCUCUCUUACAGCAGCAGAUCCUUGCGCAGCAACAGCAGUCACAGUCCCCUGAAUAUCUUACCUCUCCUCAAGAGUUUUCACCAGCCUUAAUCUCCUACUCGACAUCUCUUCCAACCUGUGUUGGAGCAGUGAUGGAUUCCCCUUACACUACCAGUAGGUCAGCCAUUCCUGAUGCAGAGGCAGUUUCCAGUUACCCAAAGCAGAACAUCAAUAACCCACCUGAUAUGUCAGGUUGGAACCCAUUUGGAGAAGAUAAUUUCUCUAAACUAACAGAGGAGGAGCUGCUGGACAGAGAAUUUGACCUUCUGAGAUCAAAUAGGCUCGUGGACAGGAGAGCAUCCUCAGAUAAGAAUGUGGAGCCACUUUCUGCUCCACAGAGCAAUUCUCCAGAAGAUCCCUUUGGUUCUGUACCUUUCAUUUCUCACCCAGGUUCCCCAGGAAAGGCAAUUAAUACCUCAGCCAGCAAUCAAGAAAAUAAACCCAGGGAAAACAAGUCCAUUCAGGGCUCGAGAGAUGACCGGCCAGGAAGGAAGACUACAGAAGGACAAGUGCAAAAAGGGAGUGAUGAGUCAGAGAGUGACUUUGAAUCUGAUCCUCCUUCUCCCAAAAGCAGUGAGGAAGAAGAGCAGGAAGAUGAAGAAGGUUUACAAGAGGAGCAUGGAGACUUUAAUGAUGACAAUGAUACAGAACCUGAGAACUUAGGCCAUAGGCCACUCCUUAUGGAUUCUGAGGAUGAAGUAGAAGAGGAGGAAGAAGAAAAGCAGAGCUCUGAUUCUGAUUCUGAUUGCACCAAGCAUAAACCUGUGGAAAGGAUCCCUUGCAAUAAGUACAGAGAAAGGCCUGGUGAUGAUGAAGACAAGCAAGUCAACAUAAUGCUCACUUCCUUAUCUGAACUACCAAGUACUGUGGCCAAGGUGAGCCCUGAUCAAGAAUUUGAUGCGUUUGGCGCUGUCCCUUUCUUUGCUCUUCACCCUCAAUCUCAAUCAAGAGAAAAGAAUAAUAAAGAUUUCUCUCCUCAGACUACUUUUCCUGGCCUGGGCCAAGAGCAAGAUGACUUCGAUGUCUUCACCAAGGCGCCAUUCAGCAAGAAGGUGACUCAACAAGAUGGCCAGAUUGCAGGACCUGAGACCCAGAUUGUCUCUGUCUCUCCCCAAAGUGUGGAUAUUUUUGGCUGCACCCCAUUCCAGCCUCUCCCUACCCCUAAGAGCAGUGAGAGUAAAGAGGACCUGUUUGGGCUGGUCCCCUUUGAGGAGAUAACAGGCAGCCAGCAGCAGCAAAAAGUGAAGCAGCAGCGAAAUUUGCAGAAACUUUCCUCCCGUCAAAGGCGUAUGAAACAAGAGGUGUCCAAAAGCAAUGGGAAGCGGCACCACGGCACCCCAACGAACACCAAGAAAACUUCAAAACCCAGCUUCCGCACACCUGAGAGAGCCCGCAGGCACAAGAAAGCUGGUCGCAGGGACUCCCAGAGCAGCAAUGAGUUCCUAACGAUCUCAGACUCUAAGGAAAACAUAAGUGUUGGAUUGACCGACAGCAAAGAUCGAAGCAACCCUCUGCAAGUGGAUGAGAAUCUGCUGGACCCGUUCGGGGCUAAACCUUUCCACCCACCAGACUUGACGAGGCACCCCCAGCAUCAAGGACUUGGUGACAACCGUGGGGAACAUAACACAGUAGUGGUGCCAGGUAGACCUAGACAGAGCUCCCUACAUGGGCCUAUUCACAGUGGCGAUGGGCUUAAAACAGAUGACUUUGGCGCAGUACCCUUUACAGAACUGGUUUUGCAGAGUGCGCAGACCCAGCAGCAGCAGGCAUUAGAGUUAGAUCCAUUUGGGGCAGCUCCAUUUCCUUCCAAACAGUAAUUGCUUCCAACAGAUUCAUGCUGAUUCUCUCUCUCUCUCUCUCUCUCUCCCAUGCUUGUUCUCAUUCUCUCCAUUAUUUAACGUCAGUUUUAAAUAGUACAAUAAUUCACCCAGUUGAAUUGACAGGAAAAUGAUUCUUUUUGUAUAGUUUAUUCAGACUCAGUAAGUACUCCACAGCCAGCACACACCCCCAUCCCUUAAAAUCAUGAGAUUUUGCAUAGAGAAAAAUGCAAAAAAGCCCCCCCAAACAAAUCAGCAAAAAAAUCCAAACAAUAAAACAAAAACAACAAAAACCAGGAGGAGAAGCAAGUAUUUCACUAGGACAACAGAUUCCCAGAGCCCAUGAGGAAUCUGAUGCAGGUAAUUCAGAAUCAUUCUGCACUUUUGUAUUGCUUUUUCACUCUGGCAGUACAAAAGAGAAAGUCAUGGAGCAAGGUCUACCAUAAUGUGUUUAGUUGACCUAACAAUAUAGAAUCUUGUCUUCAAAUCAUUGACUAUCUCUGAAUCCAGAAUAGAUCUAGGAACCUGUAUGUGCUGGGACCCAUAUUGAUCUGCUGGAAGUUUUGGAGUCUAUUCUUGCCAAGUGAAAACUACCUUUCCUGAUCCUAAGAGAAAAAGAAAAAAAGCCAACUCCUUAAAGGAGUGCGGUGGUGGCUUGAACUAAUGCAGCUCUGUGCACAACUAGAGACGAAAGGCAGAUUUUUUUUUUGUGCCUAAAUGUUUUAAUUUUUUUACAGUAAGUGCCAUUAAUGUAAAAUAGCAAACUGGAAGCCUAGGGUAAAAACUAAAGAUACAGAGAAUAUAUUGAUUUGCUAGGUAAAUGUGUGAAUGUAGGGAAACAAGAUAGCAGGGAUACAGGCAGCAUUUGCAGCACUUUGAAGACUACGCUGGAGAAGAGGAACUUGUUGACCUGGAUGAACUAUCUGGCACAGCAGGAAUAUGUUAUAUCAUUGGUAGAAUUGACAGUGAAUGCAAAAAAUGCAAAGAUGACCAUAGGUUUUAUUCAAUUAUGCAUUAGAGUUCAUGUCUGAAAGUACCUUUUUUUCCUCUUGCAUUUUUAUUCCAAAAGAACUCUGUAUUCCUUACAAAUUAUGUUUUUUAAACAAAUAAUAAUUCUAUGAAUUGACUGUCACCUAAUAUUCUUUAAGUUCUGACAAAUCUAUUAUUGUAAUAUAGUGUAUUUUAUAAGGAAGUUUCUGCUAACUGCACUGAGAUACAAAGAAAUAACAUCCUGAAACCAGACAAUUUCAUAUAAGAAGCAGAAAGCAGCAAGUAGCUUGCAGAUGCUGAUUACUAUUCUACCAGUAAACUGCAUUUCACACCACAAAGCCUUACUGGCAGGACACAGCCUGCUUACAAAGUACCUCUGAGCCAAUUGGUGCAUGAGACAUUGCUAAAAGCUUACAGUCCACAGUGUGUCAGCAGAUGAUGGGAUGGUAAUAUAAAUCUACUUGUUAAAGCAUGAUUUGGUUACCUGUGUUAAGCAAAUAGAAAAGUAUUUUCUUUAUAAAGGCCUGGUUCUCCAAUGUCCUGCACCUUGGGCAUAGUUACUUAACACCAAUUGUGAAGUGAGUGAAAAAUCAGAAUAGUAGAUUGUGACAUUCUUUUUGUAUUCGUUUUUAACAUUAUCUAGUUGAUGACUAGACAUGGUAGAAGGAAUCGGGCCCUGGGUAUUUCAGCGUUGUUUUUUGCUCUGAACAUAGAUAUUUUGCAAAAAGCCUAAUCUUUUACCACAUGAGGGGCACAAAUGAUUGAAGUUUACAUAUAGAUGCAGUGGCUGUUCCAUCAUAUACUGUAGAUGAUAAACAAAUUAUCUAGAUUUAUGCAUUUUUUCUGUGUUUUAUUAACACAAGCAAGGUUAAAUUAGAUACAGACUUCUCCAAAGAUUUUGCAGAGAGGUUUGGAUCUCAUUAAGAAAAACAACGUUAAAACAAGUCACUGCUCUCUUUUGGGAGUUUAAGUUUUAUUCGACGAUGCUUUGUUGGAAUGAGCGAAAGCCACUGAUAAGGAAAAUGUUCAGAUCUCCCCUGGUCUAAGAUUUGGGGAAGAGGAUGAAACACAAACAUGGAUCAUUUCCUUUAUUGUGGCAAAAUAGAUGAAAUUCAAAUACAAAGCCUUGUUCAGUUAGGGAUGUUCUGCUUAAAAAGUUUAGCUUUGAAGACCUGGACAGACAUAAUUAAACUUGUAUUGAAUAGUUUUAUUUUACGGUUUUUCCCCUAUUAUUCUCUCCUUUUCUUGUGCCAAAGGCUUUAAGAAGCAAACAUGAUGUUUGCAGGGUGAUUUCCCCCCCCCCCCCAGGUUAACUGUGAUAUUUUUUUUUUUAAUCAACUGCUUUCUAAUUGCUUUCAAAUAUUUCUUUAUCCAAAUUGUACUUGCUUGCUUAAUUAAUUUCUGGAAAAGGUUAAUUCCAAAAAUGACCAGAAACCAGAUUUCUUAAAUAAAUCCAGAAACAGACUGGAAAAUUAUAGUAAGUGAGGCCUAGAACAAUAUGGUCAUUGUUUCCAUUUGCAUAAAAUGAUCUUAAGGGUUGGCCAAGCUUUUGUGUGCAAUUCCUGAACUUCCUAUUUUUUUUUCUUUGCUCUUUGAUCACGUCUAUACGAGAUGUUCACUGCGCAGUAACCCAAGACUACUGUGCAGUAGUGUCGCAUCGCUUCUGCCAUGCAAUGCUACUAAACAGUAGUCUUGGGCUACUGCACAGUCAGUAUCUCGUGUAGACGUGGCCUUUGAUACCUUAUGUGGGAAUUUUAUUUCCGAAUUUAACAGUCCACACAAACAGGUGGUGUUUGGAUCUGCUUUCUCUACAGUAAAAGGUGGUUUGCUGCCUUUAUUUCAGUGGGAGGACCACUGCCCCCCCAAAAGGGAGGACAGACAGCCUGUGAACAUUGUCACCCCAUGUGGAUUUUUCUGUUAAGACACUUACCCUACAGUAUGUCAUGGUUGAAGAAUAUGAAAUAUUUCCUUCUUUCUUUUCAUCUCCUUGGUUUUUGAACUGCUUUCAGCGGUCAAUAGAAGGUUAGAUUAGAUCAAUCAAGGGUAGAUUAAACCGAUCAUAAAAUGAAGCUCAAGAACAAACAACUGAGGGAGAUGAAAAGUAAUGGAAAACCACGUAAUUCCAAAAUUGACACAUUUCUGUGGCCACUAACUGCUUCUGGCUACCAGUCUUUCCUUCCUAAUGGCCUUAAUAAACUUGGCUUUCUGAAUUCUAUUUAUACAAGUGUUUUGCAUAAAUGACUUAUUUUUAAUAUGUUUCUGUAGUUAGAUUUUUUUUUCAAUUGAACAGAGAUUAUAUUAGCAUGGCUCACAAAAUUGGCUUGGCCUAGUUUGUUGUGUGGUAAAGUUGGGAUGGGACGAUACUGAGCUUAAGUUUAGUUUCCAUUAAGAUCAGUUAUUUAAUAGAAACAAAGCAACUGGUAUCAUUGGGGAAAAUAACAUACCUUUUACCUGUACUCUGUGUGUGUGUGUGUGUGUGUGUGUGUGUGUGUGUGUGUGUGUGUGUGCGCGCGCGCGCGUGCGCACACACACACGUGCGCGCAUUUUGAAAUUGGUAAUAUCAUGACCUUUCCUGAAAUCCCAGGAAGACCAUGCUGUGUUAGGUUUGUUCUACUGCCCCAUGAGACAACAACAGGAAGGGAUUGUCAGAAUUCCCCAUCCCUCCCUUCCACCCUUCACCAACAGGAAAUAGAAGUUAAUGGCUAAUGCUUUAUUUUGGUGCAUGAAAGGCAGCAAGGCAAAUCUUCAAAUAUCAGCCACUAGCUGAUUUUCUAAGACAUACAUAUCCUGUCAGAAGGUACUAAUAAGCCCUUCAGGGCUAAGGGCAAUAGUCACUGAAAAAAAUAAGUCUAGCAUCUCUGGAAAUGCCAAAACAAGAGAUUUGAGAAAUCUGCUUUGCCUGCCCAAUACAGGAGCUGGACUUAUUUUAGUGAGUCUUGUCCUCAAAUAAAUCCCUUUUUGUUGUUUAGGUGUUAGUAAGAUGAGAUACCUACUGUGAAAAUAAGUUGAUAUAUUUACUACUGUGAGAAUAACAAAAUAGAGUUUAUCUGGAGAUUUUUGUACUAUGUUGUGUAUUUUUAUAUAUAUUAAAUACAUAUAUAAAUAUACACAUGCACGCACACAUCACAUAUAUCUCUUGGAGUUGAUGUGAUUUUUAAAAAAAAUAUAUAAUUGCAGCCACAAUCAUUUUCAUUGUGACUGGAAGAGUGAAUCUGAACAAAAGCCACUAAGAGUGAUGGGGGGAGAUAAAGCACGCAAGAGGGUGGCUGCUCAGUUAUUUUUCUACAGUGCUUUUUUUUUUUUUUUUUUUUUUUUUUUUUUUUUAAGGAAUAUCCAAUAAAUGUGUUUAGCUAAGUUUGUGUGACUAAUAGGUCACCUGCUAGUAAACAGCAUACAAGCUAUUUUUAAAUUGCUGGCAUACAGCUUUAAGUGCACUUUCCUGAAUUACACUUCCAUUUCUUGUUAGACUUGAAGUUUCUAAAGCUUUUUUUGUGUACCACUAAACAGAGGACUUUAACUUUUCUGUGAAAUUGAUGUACGUCAUAAAAUACUUGCAGUUGUUAUUAAAAAAAUAAACAAAGAUGACAGUGA